This is a messenger RNA of Oncorhynchus keta (chum salmon), 3853 nucleotides long. RefSeq names its product mal, T cell differentiation protein 2 (gene mal2). The transcript is spliced from 10 exons. Gene Ontology annotation, cellular component: membrane. The coding region runs from base 468 to 959 and encodes 163 amino acids. Gene Ontology annotation, biological process: myelination. Lineage: Eukaryota; Metazoa; Chordata; Actinopteri; Salmoniformes; Salmonidae. The record is from RefSeq and is a predicted model, not a curated record. Gene Ontology annotation, molecular function: structural constituent of myelin sheath.
GUUGUGCAAUUAUUUACUUAAACCAUGAAGCCGUUUCAGCUUGCAGAUAAAUCACAGCUCUGCUUUCCGUUUCUCAGACUCCUCUCACCUUGGCAUUUUCUCCCCCUGCAGGUAGACUAAUAUUGACUUUAGAGUGGCCUAUCAACAUCUGUGGAAGUUAAUAGGCAUCACUGCAUCUAGUGUGCCUGUUUGUAUCAUAUUUUUUUCUCGAAAGGGAUUCUAUAGUAGAGCCUAUCUCUCAUUUUCUCAGGCACGUUCAAUUCGUAGCAGAUUCAUCUUUAGCGAGUCGCGACGGAGAGAUCAGGGUGAGGUAUUGCGGUCACUGCGACCGCCUCCACUCUGCGGGCGAGUAGAGGUGGAUAAAGUGAAAGGAGGAGCCGUGCACCUGUUAGACCAGUUAGGGACCACAUGACUGCAGAAGAAUUUGCCUGGGUUGGUGUCCUUUGUCGAGAUACAAGACGGGAAGGAUGUCGGAGCCAGCGACGAAUCCUGCGGUGACAGCAUUCCCAGCGCCAACGAUAUCUUUGCCAUUGGGACUACAAAUAUUGAGGACGUACUCCGGUGCUCUGAUCUGCUUGGAAAUUAUAUUUGGAGGGCUGGUAUGGAUCCUGGUGGCCUCCUCCAACGUGCCCGUGCCCCUGCUACAGGGCUGGGUGAUGUUUGUCUCUGUCAGCACAUUCUUCUGUUCCAGCGUGUACCUCUUCCUCUUCCUCCUGGGAUUGGCUGACAGGAUCAACACCGACUGGAACCUGAUGGAUGUGCUGUACCACUUCACAGCACUGCUGUUCUACUUCAGUGCCUUGGUGCUGGAGGCUGCUGUUACGGCUGCCAGAGGGGUCAUCAGGAGUACCAACAGCUCCAUACCAGGAUGUGUAACAGCCCCUAGUGGAAAUAUACUCACCUUCUUGGACAACAGACAAUACAGUAUUAACGUGGCAGCUACGGUCAGUGUACACUAACACACAACGUCAAGGCCGUCUGUAAAUGCAAAUGGUGGUUCACUGAUCAGAUCAGGCUUUUAAUUCAAAUACUUCAUACUGUACGUGCCUGUUUGAGUUUGUCUGGGUUGAUAAACCAAUAGAAAAUUCCCAGAACUGCAAACCCUGCCCAUCUGGUUGUCACUAGUUACCAAAGUUAAUUAUAUCGUAAAAAUACAUGAAAAGAAAAAUAAUCUUUUUGAUCUUAAUUUAAGGUUUAAAUCAGAUUUUAUGAAGAUAAACUGUGGAAAUCGGUGUGGUUUAUCCAUAAUUAUGACUGUGGUAACUAAUGACAACCUACUGGAUCUGGCACUCUAGGCAGACAAUAUUAUAAACCCAGAGGUCUGUUACUACUAUAACAUGUUAAACCCAGAGGUCUGUUACUACUAUAACAUGUUAAACCCAGAGGUCUGUUACUACUAUAACAUGUUAAACCCAGAGGUCUGUUACUACUAUAACAUGUUAAACCCAGAGGUCUGUUACUACUAUAACAUGUUAAACCCAGAGGUCUGUUACUACUAUAACAUGUUAAACCCAGAGGUCUGUUACUACUAUAACAUAUUAAACCCAGAGGUCUGUUACUACUAUAACAUAUUAAACCCAGAGGUCUGUUACUACUAUAACAUGUUAAACCCAGAGGUCUGUUACUACUAUAACAUAUUAAACCCAGAGGUCUGUUACUACUAUAACAUAUUAAACCCAGAGGUCUGUUACUACUAUAACAUAUUAAACCCAGAGGUCUGUUACUACUAUAACAUAUUAAACCCAGAGGUCUGUUACUACUAUAACAUAUUAAACCCAGAGGUCUGUUACUACUAUAACAUAUUAAACCCAGAGGUCUGUUACUACUAUAACAUGUUAAACCCAGAGGUCUGUUACUACUAUAACAUGUUAAACCCAGAGGUCUGUUACUACUAUAACAUGUUAAACCCAGAGGUCUGUUACUACUAUAACAUGUUAAACCCAGAGGUCUGUUACUACUAUAACAUGUUAAACCCAGAGGUCUGUUACUACUAUAACAUAUUAAACCCAGAGGUCUGUUACUACUAUAACAUAUUAAACCCAGAGGUCUGUUACUACUAUAACAUAUUAUAAACCCAGAGGUCUGUUACUACUAUAACAUAUUAAACCCAGAGGUCUGUUACUACUAUAACAUAUUAAACCCAGAGGUCUGUUACUACUAUAACAUGUUAAACCCAGAGGUCUGUUACUACUAUAACAUAUUAAACCCAGAGGUCUGUUACUACUAUAACAUAUUAAACCCAGAGGUCUGUUACUACUAUAACAUGUUAAACCCAGAGGUCUGUUACUACUAUAACAUAUUAAACCCAGAGGUCUGUUACUACUAUAACAUAUUAAACCCAGAGGUCUGUUACUACUAUAACAUAUUAAACCCAGAGGUCUGUUACUACUAUAACAUGUUAAACCCAGAGGUCUGUUACUACUAUAACAUAUUAUAAACCCAGAGGUCUGUUACUACUAUAACAUGUUAAACCCAGAGGUCUGUUACUACUAUAACAUAUUAAACCCAGAGGUCUGUUACUACUAUAACAUGUUAAACCCAGAGGUCUGUUACUACUAUAACAUGUUAAACCCAGAGGUCUGUUACUACUAUAACAUGGUAUUAUAAACCCAGAGGUCUGUUACUACUAUAACAUGGUAUUAUAAACCCAGAGGUCUGUUACUACUAUAACAUGUUAAACCCAGAGGUCUGUUACUACUAUAACAUAUUAAACCCAGAGGUCUGUUACUACUAUAACAUAUUAAACCCAGAGGUCUGUUACUACUAUAACAUAUUAAACCCAGAGGUCUGUUACUACUAUAACAUAUUAAACCCAGAGGUCUGUUACUACUAUAACACAGGGAUGUUUUUAGAGCCUUGGUGAGGUCGUAUAUCGGUGUUCUACUGUUGACAGUGAACGGAUGUGUUGUGCUUCGUCCUGACAGCCGUGUCCAUUUCUGUAUUGGUUGCUCCUGUACUGCACACGGCUAUUUUCACAACGUUUCAUUAGCAAGGAGACCAAACACAAAAGCUCUGUAGUAAACUCCUAAGUCAAUGUUAUUCAGUAAAUUGAGCUGUAGGCCUUUGCAUUCCAUGAGUUAAUGUUUGGCCGUUGUUCUCUCGACUCUAUACGAGGUAGUUUGUUCAGUGAUGUUGCUGGUGCUGUACUAUAUAGCUGCUGCUAUUACAUUAGGUGUCAUUGCUCAAGGCUUUCUGUGAGUUUAGCCUAACCUUGUUGUUGUUGUUGUCCUGGUUCUCCUCUAGAUAUUUGCCUUUGUGGUGACACUCUGCUACGCCUGCAGCAUGUUCAUGGGCUUCAGGAGGUGGCAGAUGUGACACGGAAGAAAGAAAACGCACCAUUUACGUUUUUACAGUUCAAACUCCUACCGUGCCGUCAAGACAUUGUCACGUUGUCUGUUUAUUACAUGUGUAUAACAACAUUAUUUUUUAAAGAGAACGAAUGUAUCAUGAUAUUUGCAUCAAGUUUAUAUUUGUUGCUAUGAGAUCAAGACAGAACACUUUGUUGUAUCUUUCAUGUAAUAACAGCACACCAGGCGUUAUGGCUAAGCUACCAGAUGUGUUUAGUUGUGUGAUCAAUAGUGUAGAUUUUAUUUAUUAGUAUUUGAUUCCCUGUAAAAUGAAUUAAACUCUGGAUCAGAAGAGACCUAUAACUGAUUAAAUAACAAUAAUGGGACAGUUAUAUUUUCCCCUUGUAGAAUGUAUAACUUUUUUAGAGCAACAUGGAAAACUGUUAAACAUACUACAUAGGACAAUUAUCAUAAUCACUUAAUGACCGUGUGAAUAUCUACUGGAAUAUAUUGAGUAUAUUCUGUGAUUUCUGAAAUGCAUUUUUACAAAUAAAUAACUUUUCUUA